AUGGCCGUGGGCGGCUGUGCUUAUACUCCGGCAGGGUUUCGCGGCAACUACACGACGCUGCUCGUCGAUCAGUCCGGGUGGGGCGGCCACCAAACUAUCCAAUCCGCCAUUGAUUCCGUGCCUCCGUUCAACCAGAACUGGAUCUGUAUUUACGUCAGAGCUGGAACUUACAUGGAGAAGGUGACAAUUCCACCAGAGAAGUCUUAUAUUUAUCUUAAAGGAGAUGGGAAAAGAAGAACGUAUAUCAUAUGGGAUGGUCACGACAAUAUUCAAACAGCCACGUUUUCAACCUAUGCUGAUAAUAUAAUCGUCAAAAGCAUGACCUUCGUAAACUCUUACAAUUUUCCACCGGAAAUCACUACAAAUCCAAGAAGGGUGGCCGUGGCGGCUCUGGUAAUGGGCGAUAACACCGCCUUUUAUCGGUGCGGUUUUAAGAGUUGGCAAGACACAUUGUGGGAUGUUCAAGGUCAUCACUAUUUCAAACGUUGCACCAUUAAUGGAGCUGUUGAUUUCAUCUUUGGUAAUGGUCAAUCAAUCUACGAGAAAUGUUCUAUAGCAGUGAAUGCAGGAAGCCUAGAUCCCGGACUAGUAGGGUUCAUCACAGCACAGGGGAGGGAUAAUCCUGAUGACAACAGUGCUUUUGUUUUCAAGAAUUGUCGUGUGUUUGGGACGGGAAAAACCUUUUUGGGUCGACCUUGGAGAGCCUAUGCCAGAGUUAUCUUCUACAACACUUUCAUGGAUAACGUUGUUGUCCCCGAAGGAUGGACCAAUUUCUUUGGCGACAACGGUGCGGGUAAGUUGAGCUUUGCGGAGUAUGGGUGUCGUGGGCCCGGGUCGGACAAGUCAGCACGAGUUGGGUGGCUAACCAAAAUGGGCAGAGGAGAAUUGGAGAGAUUCACGAGCUUAUCAUUCGUCGAUAACCAAGGAUGGCUUAGUAGGCAACCCCUUCACAGGCUUUUGGAAUAA
Molecule: messenger RNA, 966 nt
Organism: Ipomoea triloba (trilobed morning glory)
Lineage: Eukaryota; Viridiplantae; Streptophyta; Magnoliopsida; Solanales; Convolvulaceae
Product: probable pectinesterase 29
Exons: 5
Coding region: 1-966 (321 amino acids)
Biological process (GO): cell wall modification
Molecular function (GO): pectinesterase activity
Source: RefSeq, a predicted model, not a curated record